Molecule: messenger RNA, 750 nt
Organism: Helianthus annuus (common sunflower)
Lineage: Eukaryota; Viridiplantae; Streptophyta; Magnoliopsida; Asterales; Asteraceae
Product: peroxygenase
Exons: 6
Coding region: 34-750 (238 amino acids)
Molecular function (GO): calcium ion binding; monooxygenase activity
Source: RefSeq, a predicted model, not a curated record
AUUUUAACUUGUUGAGUUCAAAGAAGAUCCAAUAUGGGUGAUAAGGCUGCAGAAGGAAUGUUAACCAUAGCCGACAAGGCUCCGGUUACUUCCGAGAGAAAAAUUCGAGCCGACCUCGACAACAAGCUUCCUAAACCAUAUAUGGCGCGAGGGGUGACUGCACCUGAUACUGAUAACCCGAACGGGACAAUGGGACAUAAGCAUCACAAUAUGUCCGUUCUUCAACAACACGUUUCGUUUUUCGAUCAAGAUGACAAUGGGAUUAUCUUCCCUUGGGAGACUUUUAAAGGAUUUUGUGACCUCGGAUUUAAUGUUGUUGCUGCUUUUGUCUUCAUGGUACUUAUCCAUGGCGCCAUGAGUUACGUCACUUUGCCUACUUGGUUGCCAUCACCUUUCUUCCCCAUAUACAUAGAAAACAUACACAGGGCCAAGCAUGGUAGUGAUUCGUCAACUUACGACACAGAAGGAAGGUUUAUCCCAGCAAACCUUGAGAACAUGUUUAGCAAAUAUGCUCUAACGGUGCCCGAUAAGCUCUCGUUUAAAGAACUUUGGCAUAUGACUGAUUCAACUCGCAACGCCUUUGAUUUCUUUGGCUGGACCGUAAGCAAGUUGGAAUGGGGGGUUCUUUACGUGCUUGCAAAGGACUCGGAUGGGUUCCUAUCGAAAGAAUCAGUAAGGCGUUGCUUUGAUGGAAGCUUGUUCGAGCAUUGUGCAAAGAUGCAAAAGGGGGAUGUGAAUAAGAUGGGAUGA